This is a messenger RNA of Haliotis rufescens (red abalone), 1635 nucleotides long. RefSeq lists its product as uncharacterized. The record is from RefSeq and is a predicted model, not a curated record. The coding region runs from base 1 to 1635 and encodes 544 amino acids. The transcript has a single exon. NCBI's taxonomy places the organism in Eukaryota, Metazoa, Mollusca, Gastropoda, Lepetellida, Haliotidae.
AUGGUCAAGGACUGCCCUAUAUACCCUGGUCAGACACUCAGUGCCUGUAGUGACAUGGUCAAGGACUGCCCUAUAAACUCUGGUCAGACACUCUGUGCCUGUAGUGACAUGGUCAAGGACUGCUGUAUAUACUCUGGUCAGACACUCAGUGCCUGUAGUGCCAUGGUCAAGGACUGCUGUGUAUACUCUGGUAAGACACUCAGUGCCUGUAGUGCCAUGGUCAAGGACUGCCCUAUAUACUCUGGUCAGACACUCAGUGCCUGUAGUGCCAUGGUCAAGGACUGCUGUAUAUACUCUGGUCAGACACUCAGUACCUGUAGUGCCAUGGUCAAGGACUGCUGUACAUACUCUGGUCAGACACUCAGUGCCUGUAGUGCCAUGGUCAAGGACUGCCCUAUAUACUCUGGUCAGACACUCAGUGCCUGUAGUGCCAUGGUCAAGGACUGCUGUAUAUACUCUGGUCAGACACUCAGUGCCUGUAGUGCCAUGGUCAAGGACUGCUGUGUAUACUCUGGUCAGACAUUCAGUGCCUGUAAUGCCAUGGUCAAGGGCUGCCCUAUAUACUCUGGUCAGACACUCAGUGCCUGUAGUGCCAUGGUCAAGGACUGCCAUAUAUACUCUGGUCAGACACUCAGUGCCUGUAGUGACAUGGUCAAAGACUGUUGUAUAUACUCUGGUCAGACACUCAGUGCCCGUAGUGUUAUGGUCAAGGACUGCUGUAUAUACUCUGGUCAGACACUCAGUGCCUGUUGUGACAUGGUCAAGGACUGCUGUAUAUACUCUGGUCAGACACUCAAUGCCUGUAGUGACAUGGUCAAAGACUGUUGUAUAUACUCUGGUCAGACACUCAGUGCCCGUAGUGUUAUGGUCAAGGACUGCUGUAUAUACUCUGGUCAGACACUCAGUGCCUGUAGUGCCAUGGUCAAGGACUGCUGUAUAUACUCUGGUCAGACACUCAGUGGCUGUAGUGACAUGGUCAAGGACUGCUUUAUAUACUCUGGUCAGACACUCAGUGCCUGUUGUGACAUGGUCAAGGACUGCUGUAUAUACUCUGAUCAGACACUCAGUGCCUGUAGUGCCAUGGUCAAGGACUGCCCUAUAUACUCUGGUCAGACACUCAGUGCCUGUAGUGCCAUGGUAAAAGACUGCUGUAUAUACUCUGGUCAGACACUCAGUGCCUGUAGUGUUAUGGUCAAGGACUGCUGUAUAUACUCUGGUCAGACACUCAGUGCCUGUAGUGCCAUGGUCAAGGACUGCUGUAUAUACUCUGGUCAGACACUCAAUGCCUGUAGUGACAUGGUCAAGGACUGCUUUAUAUACUCUGGUCAUACACUCAGUGCCUGUAGUGCCAUGGUAAAAGACUGCUGUAUAUACUCUGGUCAGACACUCAGUGCCUGUAGUGCCAUGGUCAAGGACUGCUGUAUAUACUCUGGUCAGACACUCAAUGCCUGUAGUGACAUGGUCAAGGACUGCUUUAUAUACUCUGGUCAUACACUCAGUGCCUUUAGUGCCAUGGUAAAAGACUGCUGUAUAUACUCUGGUCAGACACUCAGUGCCUGUAGUGCCAUGGUCAAGGACUGCUCUAGUUAUGGUAAGGCAAUUUGGAGCAGUAGUGACAUGGUCAAGUCUCUAUGA